Messenger RNA from Corticium candelabrum, 1028 nucleotides. RefSeq lists its product as uncharacterized. Bases 1 to 945 code for a protein of 314 amino acids. The transcript is spliced from 2 exons. Lineage: Eukaryota; Metazoa; Porifera; Homoscleromorpha; Homosclerophorida; Plakinidae. The record is from RefSeq and is a predicted model, not a curated record.
AUGAACAGCGUCAACUGUAGCUUGUUGGCCGCCGGAAAGGCAGCGCUGUCUUCUGUGGAUGUUGGCAAGCUAGUGCGCCUUGCCUUUGGAUCAACUGUAGAGAGGAAAAGCGCCAGAGUUCAAGGCUGCCGCUCAUACGUUUACUGCGAGUCAUCAAAGGAUAUUACAUCACCGACCUCUGACCAUCUACUACGAAUUACACAAUUAGAAGCUGAGCUCAAUCGUGAAAAGAAGCGCGGACAAGACUUAGAGGCUGAACUGCAACAAUCAAUUAUUGAAAGUCAAUCUAUCCAGUGGCAUCAAGUAGGUACAGAAAUUAACGCAGAGCUGAAUGCGCUACAGAGAGCUGGAGGAAUCAUGUCACCAGAUCCAGUUGAUGCAGCAGAUGCAUCUUCACUGUCUGCAGACUUUAGUUUACAUAAUCUACACAGCCAAUUACUUACACACGCUUCCAAAAUUACAUCACUGCUUUCCUCGAUAGGCCAAACUGACACCACUACAGGACCAAAAGAUAUCUACAGCUUCGCAGCAGUCUGCUUACUAGCGAAGAAGGCAAGUGACAACGUCAAAGGUUUUCAGCUUCUAGUUAGUUUGAUGUUGGUUGCCAGGGCAACUAGUACACAAGUCAUUACUACUCUUAAACAUAUGGGUGUCUGCUUGUCAUAUAGUCAAACUUUUAGGUAUGUGGAAAACGCUGCAAAGGCAAUGAAGCAGAACAGAGAGCUUCAACAUGGAGACUGGAUCGUUGCCUAUGACAACAUAAAUAUUGAGAAAAGUGUCACCCAUGAGAGACAUGCCAGACAUACAGAGGCAUGGAACUUCACGAGCCGUUUGGCUGUCAAAGUAGCCAGACUUCCCCCACUUGAUUACAACAAAACAGAAUUACCACAAUGCACUCGAGGAGAUUUAGCUAUAGACAAGAGUUCAGAAGGUACUCAUACAUAGAUUCAAAUGCUGCAAUCACCUUAAAGCAAGACAUCAAUAUGACAACCAUGACCAACCAACAACAAAAUCUAAUAUCCACCCUA